Messenger RNA from Sceloporus undulatus (fence lizard), 7969 nucleotides. RefSeq names its product MIER family member 2 (gene MIER2). The transcript is spliced from 13 exons. Lineage: Eukaryota; Metazoa; Chordata; Lepidosauria; Squamata; Phrynosomatidae. Gene Ontology annotation, cellular component: nucleoplasm. Gene Ontology annotation, molecular function: transcription corepressor activity; histone deacetylase binding. The coding region runs from base 1419 to 3173 and encodes 584 amino acids. Gene Ontology annotation, biological process: negative regulation of transcription by RNA polymerase II. The record is from RefSeq and is a predicted model, not a curated record.
UCUAAACCCAGACACCCCCUCAACCAUUCACCCUACCAGCUGGGAUACUUUUUCCUAAGGGAGUGUACCCAAUGUUCACAGAGGUUUAAGGUCUUUUGGGGGUGCAGCUGUGGAGGUGUGACUGCUGUGGGUCCUCUAGACUAUCCCUCUCAGUCUGGAGAGGGAAAGCAAUAAUUUGGAGGUGCAACUGAUGUCCCUGAAGCUUUGGUCAUUCUGAGGGGCAUUGCAAGGGACUGGGAUGCAGGAGAUAAGAUGGGUUCUGUAGGGUUCUUUUGGGGGGGGGGUAACAGUGAUCAUGGGGUUCCCUCUGUUCUGAAGGGACAUCAACAGAAAGAAAGGGGUGCCAAGACACUUCAAUGGGGACAGGACUUAAUGCUUUGAUGGGGAAGGAUGUGAAGCAGCGAGAGUGAAUUUUUUGGGGGGAGCAUCCCAUAAAACUUGUGAACCGUUUGUGAUUCCUCUGGGAAUCUGGGGAGAGACAGCCAAGUUGUUUAGUUAUGGGGCCGACAAGGAAGACCUGAAGCUGUUAUUAGGGUGCGAUCAUAAGGUCUGGGCAGACAACCUUGUUGGACUACAGUUCCCAUCUUUCCUGCCCACUGGCUAUGGGUGGCGGGGGCUGAUGGGAGUUCCACCCCAACAGUGUCUGUCUGGGGCUCCAGUUUGGUUUUUCUAUUAGUGAUAUGAACCUUUAUUGCAUCUUAAUUUUGGUUUGUUUUUUUUUUGGUAAGCUGCCUUGAGUCCCAGAGUUGGGGAAAAGGUGGAAUAUAAAUAUCAGCAUCAAUAACAACAACAACAACAACAACAGAGAUAAUAAUAUUAACCCCUAAAGUUUGGCAGGAUGAGGAGAAGCAGAUUGAAUCAGCCAAGAUUAACAGAUACAGGAGCAAUGGGUUUGUGUUAUAUUUUAUCGAAAGUGUGCACAUUUUGAAGUUGGUGAGAGCAAAGAAAGAAACUUUUGAAGUGCUGGAUGCGGGUGCAGUUCAGAAAUUUGGCGCUCAGACACAACUUGGGCUGUGGAAAUUGGAGCAGUGUGUGUGUUUUUUCGUGCAACUGGUGUGAGUGAAGUUGUGAAUCCUGGCUGUGAAAGAGGUCCAGCUGGAAUCAAGGCGAUAACUUAGAGGGAGAUGAAGUAGAAGGGAAAUUGACCAAGAAAGGGCUUGGAAAUAGCUAUUAACCAAGGUGUUUGAGGCGGUGUAGUGGUCUGAGCGUUGGUCUACGACUCUGGAGAUCAGGGUUCGAAUCCCCGCUCGGCUACGGAAACCUAUUGGGUGAUUUUGGGCAAGUCACACACUCUCAGCCCCUGAAAACACUGCGAUAGGUUCGCCUUAGGGUUGCCAUAAGUUGGAAAUGACUUGAAGGCACACAAGAACAACAAGCCAUAACUUUUGGAAGAGGCAGAGGCACAUCUGAGAUGUCUGAUGGAAAGCGAUGUUGGACCAAACAGCAUCCGAGACAUACAGGCCUCGGUUGGGAGGCAAAGCCCAAGGGUUGUAUCCUUCCCUGCCCGUAACUUAUGUCCUGGGAGACCCAGCCUUCAUACCACGGCAGUGGUUUCUAUGGGCUCAGCUGACCAUCGCUUCAACCUGGCUGAGAUCCUGUCGCAAAACUACGGGGUGCGGGAAGAGACGGAAGAAGAGGAAGACGAGGAGGAGCAUCGAGAAGAGGAGAAAGCAAAGCCUUUUGAAGAACUAGACAAGAGCUUCAAUGCCUCCCAGAACACAGAAAUGCCCUUUGAGGAACUGUUGGCGCUCUAUGGCUAUGAGGCCUCUGACCCCAUCUCUGAGCAAGAGAGCGAGAGCAAUGAUGCUGCUCCCAACCUCCCGGACAUGACCCUAGAUAAGGAACAAAUAGCAAAGGAUCUGCUUUCUGGGGAAGAGGAAGAGGAGACGCAGUCUUCGGCUGACGAUCUCACUCCUUCAGUCACUUCCCAUGAUGCGUCGGAUCUUUUUCCCAACCAAACUGGCUCAAACUUUCUUGCUGAUGAAGACAAGGGUCCCUGCUCUUCCCCGUCUGCUUCCUUCUCAGCUGAGGACUCUGAAGAAGACUCUCUCCCCCCAAAUGACUGCAAGAAGGAGAUUAUGGUUGGGCCUCAGUACCAGGCAGCUGUUCCCCUUCUCAGCUUGAACAUGCAUAGCGAAAAAGUCUAUGAGAAUGAAGAUCAGUUGCUUUGGGAUCCAAAUAUCCUCCCUGAACAAGACGUCGAGGAGUUCCUUUACCGAGCCAUCAAGAGGAGGCGGGAUGAAGUCUCCAAUGCCAGUCUUCCGGAAGGAGAAAUGGUGAAGGACAACGAACAGGCCUUAUAUGAAUUGGUAAAAUGCAACUUCAAUCCAGAAGAAGCCCUCCGGAGACUCCGGUUCAAUGUAAAGGUCAUUCGAGAUGAACUGUGUGCCUGGAGUGAAGAGGAAUGCAGGAACUUUGAGCAUGGGUUUCGGGUCCACGGGAAAAACUUCCACCUUAUUCAAGCCAACAAGGUCCGCACCCGAUCGGUGGGCGAGUGUGUGGAGUACUAUUACAUGUGGAAGAAGUCGGAGCGCUAUGACUACUUCACCCAACAGACACGGUUCGGGAAGAAGAAGGAUUACACGGAUAAUUUUUUGGAUGGCAGCGAGGGGGAAAAUGCCAGCCGUGCCCAUGGCUCUCCACCCAUCCCGUCGGCUACCGGUUGCCUCGACUCUCGCUUUAAUCCAGAUCACCUGACGAUGGAGGGUGCAGAGCCCUUAAGUAUUGAAAGCGCCGCAUGCAGUUUGGGCAGCACCAGUGAGUCGGGCCAUGGCUACGAGUGCAGCACUCCUUCAGAAACAAACUGUUCCUUCGAUCCUGCUGAGGAAGUGCCCAUGGGAGGCCGGGCGCCACCCUUUCUGCAGCACCCACCAGAUCCCCCCGAAAGUGGCUUCUACCAGAUGGCGGCAGCAGGCAAGCAGGAGCCAUUGCAGUGUUCGGGGGAAGCCAUUGCCAUGGACUUCACCCUCCCUAGGAAUGUCACGGAGAGGCUGCCUUUAAUUUCUGGCCACGUGGGACUGGACAGGGAUUCAGAGACGUUGGUGGCCCCUGCGCAAGUGUCCUUAUCUGUCCCCGAUUUCAGCAUCAUUGGCAUCGGAGAUGUAAAUAGCUUCCUGGCUGCUCAGCCGGCCUGCCCAGCACCGACAGCCCAUUUGGACUCCUUGUCUCAGUGACACUGACCGUCGACGGGUCUCUUUGUAGGCUGGACGUUGACUCGGAUGGGACUGGAUCCAAGUUCCCUUUGGGGGCAUGGAGGCGGGUUGGGGCAGUUGGUCAACCUACCGCUUUUCCCCAGGCCCAUGAGGACGGGUCAGAAUUGUCAGACCUCUCGGACCUCGCCUUUUCCCUCCAAAAAACACAGGAGCAUACACCGCCAUUCCUGCCCUGCCCCUGAUGUUUCGAUAUCUCUCCAGCGAAACCAAACACCUACGUAGGGUUAUAUCUCUUUUUCUCUCUCAUGCAGCUUCAUGAAAAGCCGGCAGAGGGGAAACUGUGACCCCUGUGGGGUCAUUGCAGACAAGGAGGCCAAAGCCAUUCAGGGGCAGGUAGAAUCUUCCCCCAUUCAACCCCUUGUUCACUUGAACAUCCACUGGCUCCCAUCCUGUGUAGUGCAGUGUAGCGUAGUAGUUCCACAUGAGAAACUAUGCUAAAGUAGGACAACCACCCAAUAUCUAUUCACUGUCCAUUGGAGGAGUGGGAAAACAUCUGGCUCCACCACCCAAUAACUAUUCACUGUCUGGUGGAAGAGUGGGAAAACAUGUGGCCAUUUUUCUGUAGCCAGUUACGGAAUGGGUACAUCCUCUGUUGAGGUCCUUAGGCAGUUUCAGUCAGUUGUGUAAUCAUUUUGCGUCUGGCUACAGAAACACAGCCAGGCACUUCACCAAUCCCGCACUGCACUCUGCCAGAUACUACUUGGAGGAGAGAUGCAAUAAUUCUAGGUCCCAGAAGAGGCAUUGGUCAGUGCAGAGGGAGACGGGAAUAUCAACCAAAAAGAAAUGUGCACAGGUGUACGGUUGACUUACGCCUGGAUAUGCUACUAAUGGGAUGCUAGCCAAUAUCACCAGCCAAUGUAACUCUGGUAUUGUAAGGGAUACAGUGGAGAGAGAAAGGUUUGCCCUAAGCACUUUUAUUAAGGGAGCAAGGAGAGUGGAUUGUGGGGUAUUUUUGUUCCAGAAGAAUGGAUGCAGAAAGCAGCUGGCCAUCAAGGCGAGGAACAAGCCGGAAGGAGAUUACGACCUCAAGUUUUCAGUUGUAACAGCAGGAACUGGUACCUCUUCUUUUUUUAAUUUUUGGUUUUCUCUGCACAUUUAGGAGGUGAAUUCUUGCCAAAUCUGGUAGUUGCGUCCUGUAUUUCUAGGGGUGGAAUGGGGCACCGUUUGGUCCUCUUUCUUUGCUCUUUUCCUCUGGCUUCUUCUCAUUGGUGACUUCCCAGGAUGGAGAUACUUGUGUCCGGCAAGAUGAGGAAGCCAGAGUUCUUGCCUUUCAAGGCAAAGCCAGGGUUUUCCAAAGGAUUUGCCAUUGAAGAGAUUCAGUGGGAAUUUGGGAAGGAAAAACAGGAGGCAAGGGAAAGAUGGUCGUAGGGGAAUUCACAAUGUGAGGAGGACGAAGGCUCUGUAAACCAUUUCCCCUACUUACGCUGUUCUUAACCUCCUUUCAGGGCAGGUGUUCCCUUGUCCUGAGUGUCUCAUGGGCACAGAGUCCUGUGUCCGCAAGGAAGGGAUCAUAGUUGUGAAAAUAGCGUUUCCUCUUUCUUUUGGCUCAUGUGCCCACAUGUGAGAUGGCACAUUAGUGGACUUUCAGCUGCUUUUGUCCUCCAGCCCCCUAAGAUGACAUUCCAUGGCAGGAAGAAAUGGAAGGGGCACGCAGGAGGAAUUCACAAUCGAUGGAAGAAUGUGUUUGCUUUUCCCAUAGUGACUUGUAAAAUGUUAAGUCUGAUGCCAGCAGCUACAGAACUGCUGUUUCAGAGUGCCAAAACUAGGAACCAAAGGAACAGAGAACUCGAAAAAUGGAUUUCCCCAGCCACUUCUCUGCUCUUUUGGCCUGCCAGGAACAUUACAAAAUUGGCAAGGGUGUGUCUUUUUAAGGGUGAAUCCUCAACUUUCCUUCUCCCUAGUUUGUCCAUUGUACGCAAAGCCAAGGUGAAGGUUUGCUGUUACUGGAUUUUGUUACUGGUAAUAUCCUUUCUCCCCGACCCCGAUAUUUUUUAAAUUGAACCUUUUUGGGGUUGCAGUGUUUCUGUCCUCAAUCUGAUCCUUCCCCGGCUUCUGACAAAACCACUUUACCUCUGCUGUUGCUCUAUACGCAUUUAUUUGCUCUUCUCUGGUUGUAUAAUUUGAAAUUUUAGGGCAAGGGUUGAAAUGGAGUGAAAGAGAGUGGAAGGUAAGGUCACUACCAUCUUCUGUUUCCCCCUAAGUUCAUUUCUGCACAACUGCUGCUGCUGUUACUUUUCCUCCUCCUUGACUCUGUGGUCCACUUUUCAGAGAGGCAUUUGGUGAAUGGGGAGAAUACGACUGAAAGUUGAAUGCUUUCUGUCAUCUUGCUUACAGCACCGGUUCUCAUUGUUAUAAUAAUAACACAUCUUACAGAUGAUCGUGCCAGUUACAUCAAGGUGAAAGGGAUUUGUGCUGGAGCAUAGCUGGAGUUACGAGGAGAGACAUGAAGGUGACAGGCCCCCAAACAGAGCUGAUAGUGACAAAUGUCAGAGGUUGCGCUUUGGUAAUCAAACCUUCAUCCUACUUUAUGGCCUCGCAGAGCAUAAUCAGGACUCGUCCCGAUACGAUAGCAGUUCUACUGCGGUCUCAACUGAUGCUCAAAUACCCUACGCGCACAUGUCCAGUUCCUUAUCCUCAUGAAGGUUUGCCUAUGUUUUGUGAAGCUGAAAAUAGUUUUUAGGGCUAUUUUAGUUUUUAGUGGAGUUCUACCUCCUUUCAUGGCAAGGUAUCCUGGGUUAUGUGGUUGCAGUCCAGUUCUUUCCCAUUGCGACCCUCUUGACUGCAAAUCCUAUUCGGAUUAUUGCCUACUGGACUGUGCAGAUCACAAGACCCAUUUUCCUCUGGGUCCUCUGCCAUCAUGGGGUUAACAGCAAAAUUACAUCUUGCAACUAAAGUCCCAUCUGGAAUCUUGCUGUCCUACUUUUAUCUAGCCUGACCCUAUUUCUUUUCCACUUGUACACCAGGCCAUUUGGGGCUCAAGAUUCAUACUUCCAUGCUCUGCUCCAGAUAAAUCCAUUCACAACUCUCAGGGGUUACAUUUCUUCCAAGAUACUUAACGCUUCCUAUGAAUUAACUGUCAGUUUGAAAGCCAAUCACAGUUUUAAGAUUGUUUAAUUUCCUUUCACACAGGAUGGGGUCUUGAGGGGUAAAGAACUAUUGUUUUUUCCCCAUCUUGUGAUAAAUAAGUGUGGGCAUGCUAGGAUACAUCUUUGGAAACAAGCGACACAAAGGAAGCAAAUGAUACAAUAGUUCAGCGUAUGCUGAAAGCCGCGUAUGCCGCGCCUGCAUAAAACGUGGGGGCACUGUACACACAUUUCGUUUUCUCAGGUCGCCAAAGCAAGCUCUGCAUUGAAGGAGAUUCCUUUUGUGAAGUCGAAGGCUUUCAUGGCCGGCAUCCAUAGUUUUUUGUGGGCUUUUCAGGCUAUGGGGCCAUGUUCUAGAAGAGUUUGUUCCUGACGCUUCACCAGCAUCUGUGGCUGGCAUCUUCAGAGAAUGUCAGGAAGAAACUCUUCUAGAACAUGGCCCCAUAGUCUGAAAAACCCACAAAAAACUAGAGAUUCCUUUUGUUUUUCUGCAUUCCCAUCUUCAGCCACUAGAUGGCAUAAACCACUGCUCUUGGUUUCCACCUAGAGGCAGUGAGGUGAAACUGCAACCAGAACCUCCUUUUUCGCUCCUUAGCACCGAAAGGCAUUGUAGGUGGCGCCUUGAAGAAAAUGGAUCAUGCCCACUGCGUUGCAUCCCAGUGCCCCUUGGGUUUUACAUUGCUUUACUGAGCAAGGCUCUGUUUCCCCUGGCGGUCUUCUCAAACGGGAAGCAAACAUUCAACUCACUUAAGUGCUGCUCCCGUUUUAAAAAAACAAAUGCUUGUUGGAUCAAUGGCAAUUAGGGUUUAUUUGCUUUCCUCUCCUCGGCAUCACAGUAUUUGUUUCCUUUUAGAUAUGGACCCGUUUCAUUUCAUCUUGCCUAUUUUGUUUUUAAUAUGUCUUAUUUAUAUAUGUAUAUUCCCCGGGUUUGUUUACAGUUUGUGAGGAAGUGGUCUUACCUUUCGGGGUGGGGAGGGGGGAAUUGCAAUGAUAAGGGUGUGGGGAACCGGGUGUCCAGGAAGCGGAGGAAGGACUAGCAGCUCGUAUUUUAUUUGCCUUGGUAGAGGCGGGUGGGUGGGAAGGGAUUUUGUUUUGGGAUACGAUUCCAUUUAGGCUGCUUUCCUCCUAUUUCUCACAUCCUUCCCCAUUGUGAAAGCAGGGAAGGUCUCCACUGUGAUGUGAAACUGCCUUGAAAUACCCUUCAUUUAUUUAUUUAAUUAAAAGUCUACGUUGGGGGGGAACCCUGCAACCGAGAGGGAGAGUUGAGUCGUUUAUAUACGCAUCUACUAGCAGGUAUAUCGGGUCUCCAUGAAUUAAUUCCCAUCUCUGCUUUGCGUUCAUCCCUCCCCUUUCCGUUUUUCUUCUUCUUUCCUCUGCCCUGAUGGUUCUACUGUUUCCCUCUGUAUAUACUUCUCUCUGGUUCUUUACUAAGCCUUUGAACUGCUUUGACUUCUGGGGCACUACAAGGCAGAGCAACACAUUGAGUUGCCUAGAGUCCCUUUGGAGGAGAAAUGGGCCGGCUAACCUUCUUUGUGGCUAGGAAAUAUCGCCCGACACUUAACCACUUGAGAUGAUGCUACGGAUACUAUGGACCACAAGCUGGUUUUAAUUUAGAAAAAUUAAUCAGUACGUUCUAGAAAAGGUCCAGCAGGUGUAAUGGUCCGGACGUAAGGA